UUACAGACAGCCUUACGUACAUUCCAGGAUGGAAUAGACCCUUCAAUUCCAACUACUACGUAUUACUUAUGUACAAGGGACUGUGUUGAUCAUAGUUGAGCUUGGGACACUGAACUACUCCGCUGCCAAUCAUCUGACGGGGAAGUGCCCCACCACCGAUGUGCAAUCGCGGGGAGCUCUGGGAAUUUUGUCGCAAUCUAGAAAGUUCGCCGCACGCUGGUCUGACUUGGCUUGGCAUUUCCUCUUCAAUUCUGACAAGAUGAAUCGGCGCAUGCUUGCAAAGGACGAGGAAGCCACGGCCGACGAGGUCGAGGUCCGCCGUGAGGACCAGGACAAGAUCAACAAGUUCAGUCGUCUACAUCAAAGGGAGCUGCAUAUUGACGAGGAGCUCAAGACGAAGAGUAAGGAGAAGGAAGAACUCGACGACAUCACCAUGGAGCUGGAGCUUGCAGACGAAGAAGAUCUGGUACCGUAUAAAAUCGGGGAUGCAUUCUUUCACAUCCCGCUUGAAAAGGCCCAGGAAAUGCUGGCCACGUCGAACGCAAAGAUAGAGGAGGAUGUGUCUGCCCUUGAAGACAAGAUGGGCACUGUUCGGGACGAGAUGACACAACUGAAGGUCGAGCUGUAUGCACGGUUUGGCCGCAGCAUCAACCUCGAAACAUGAGCAUUGAGACGCGGCUCUUUUGGGUACUUCGUACGCUUGGCACCUAAAAUAGCCCAGCAACGCGUCUGCAACACGGGCCUGCUGCAUCAAUCGUUGGUUUAUUCGAGUUACUUUAGCUCAACGAAGGAGCCAGGCCUCAGGGCUCAGGUUUGCUGGGGGAUGACAGAUGCCAAGACUUUUCCGCUUGUCAGUUGGCCUCACAACUUGAAACAAAGGAGUCUCUACGAAAGUACGAAGUGACUUGCAAUGGCGUAUGCCUGUCGCGUUUCGGUGAUGCAACUUGGUCCAGACCGUGACGGAUAAGGUUAAACCAACAAAAACGCGGUU
Molecule: messenger RNA, 991 nt
Organism: Pseudomassariella vexata
Lineage: Eukaryota; Fungi; Ascomycota; Sordariomycetes; Amphisphaeriales; Pseudomassariaceae
Product: Prefoldin subunit-domain-containing protein
Exons: 4
Coding region: 260-664 (134 amino acids)
Biological process (GO): protein folding
Cellular component (GO): cytoplasm; prefoldin complex
Source: RefSeq, a predicted model, not a curated record